AUGCUUAUGAAAAUAUGAGUCAUCAAUUUAGAUUAUCUUCCAUUAGUUUUUAUGGUUUCACCAGAACAUGAAAUUUUUAAAAAAAGAAAAAAUUGUAAAAUUUUAUUGGAAAAUAGCUAUAGGCUUUUUCCUUCAUCAACUUGGCACUUUAUAUUACCUAAAAUCUUUGUGUACAGCAUCGAUAUAAUCGUUUUAUACUCAAUAUUUAAAUAA
This is a messenger RNA of Blepharisma stoltei, 213 nucleotides long. Lineage: Eukaryota; Ciliophora; Heterotrichea; Heterotrichida; Blepharismidae. The record is from the annotation of a GenBank genome assembly.